CGAUCACGUCUGAAUACCAAAGGCGAUCACUGAAGACAAAAGGACUCCCUGCAAGCUGUACUGCCUGACAAUGGUAAGCUCCAACGGCUCCCACUGCCCCUAUGAUGACUCCUUUAAGUACACUUUGUAUGGGUGCAUGUUCAGCAUGGUGUUUGUGCUUGGGCUGAUAUCCAAUUGUGUUGCGAUAUAUAUUUUCAUCUGUGCCCUCAAAGUGAGAAAUGAAACUACAACGUACAUGAUUAACCUGGCAAUGUCAGAUUUGCUUUUCGUCUUUACUUUACCAUUUCGGAUUUUUUACUUUGCAACUCGGAAUUGGCCGUUUGGAGAUCUUCUCUGUAAGAUUUCAGUAAUGCUGUUUUACACCAACAUGUAUGGAAGCAUUCUGUUUUUAACCUGUAUCAGUGUAGAUCGGUUUCUGGCAAUCGUCUACCCAUUUAAGUCGAAGACUUUAAGAACUAAGCGAAACGCAAAGAUUGUUUGCAUUGCUGUGUGGUUCACAGUGAUGGGAGGAAGCGCACCCGCGGUUUUCUUUCAGUCGACCCACUCUCAGGGUAACAAUACCUCAGAAGCCUCCUGCUUUGAGAACUUUCCAGCAGCUACAUGGAAAACCUAUCUCUCCAGGAUUGUGAUUUUCAUAGAAAUAGUGGGGUUUUUUAUCCCCUUAAUUUUGAACGUCACUUGUUCUAGUAUGGUGCUAAGAACUUUAAAUAAACCUGUUACAUUAAGUAGAAGCAAAAUGAACAAAACUAAAGUUUUAAAAAUGAUUUUUGUACACUUGGUCAUAUUCUGCUUCUGCUUUGUGCCCUAUAACAUCAACCUCAUUUUAUACUCUCUCAUGAGAACACAGACCUUUGCUAACUGCUCUGUGGUAGCUGCAGUGAGGACAAUGUACCCAAUCACUCUCUGCAUUGCUGUUUCCAACUGUUGCUUUGACCCCAUUGUUUACUACUUCACUUCAGACACAAUUCAGAACUCAAUAAAAAUGAAAAACUGGUCUGUUAGAAGAAGUGACUCCAGGUUCUCUGAAGUUCAGGGCACCGAGAAUUUUAUUCAACACAACCUACAAACCUUAAAGAGUAAGAUAUUUGAUAGUGAAUCUGCAAUAUAAGCUGCCUGACUAAACCACUGGGACUGCUCCAUGUUCAACUGUGAAAGCUGUGCUCUUGGAAACUAUUUCUCCAGCUCCAAAAGAAUU
This is a messenger RNA of Mesocricetus auratus (golden hamster), 1195 nucleotides long. It is a transcript of the gene Lpar6, whose product is annotated as lysophosphatidic acid receptor 6. Gene Ontology annotation, molecular function: lysophosphatidic acid receptor activity. Gene Ontology annotation, biological process: positive regulation of Rho protein signal transduction; phospholipase C-activating G protein-coupled receptor signaling pathway. Gene Ontology annotation, cellular component: membrane. Lineage: Eukaryota; Metazoa; Chordata; Mammalia; Rodentia; Cricetidae. The record is from RefSeq and is marked validated.